Synchiropus splendidus (mandarinfish) is the source of this 2883-nucleotide messenger RNA. It is a transcript of the gene fgfr1b, whose product is annotated as fibroblast growth factor receptor 1b. Gene Ontology annotation, cellular component: signaling receptor complex; membrane. The record is from RefSeq and is a predicted model, not a curated record. NCBI's taxonomy places the organism in Eukaryota, Metazoa, Chordata, Actinopteri, Syngnathiformes, Callionymidae. Gene Ontology annotation, biological process: positive regulation of cell population proliferation; positive regulation of kinase activity; protein phosphorylation. Gene Ontology annotation, molecular function: fibroblast growth factor receptor activity; fibroblast growth factor binding; ATP binding.
CGGACUCAAGCUGCGCUGCUCGGCUUCAGUCUCCCUGGAGAGUCGCUGCGGUUCCGGUUCACAAACCUGCCGCGUGUCCUGGUCCUAGUCUCAUCCUCGCUGCUGCAGAAGAAUUCGGUACCAGCUGGCGGAUCACCGAAGAACCGAGCCUGUUUCUCUGAUCCUCGAGUGGACUUGUGGGUCACAUGAUGUGGACUCCUCGCUGCCUCCCUCUGCUGGUUCUUCUGGUUGCCGCACUCCAGUUUUCACCCACCAGAUCCAGACCGACCAAAGAGGACACCGACCCAGAUCCCGGUCCAGACCCAGACCAAGACCAGGACCAGGAGCCUGACUCAGACACAGACACAGACUCAGUUGACUCUCUGGAGGAGGAGGACGAGUCCUCAUCUGAGGAAACCCGGCUUGCCCUGGAGUCCACCGCUGGUGGCCAGAACCUGCCCGCUCUGGCCCCACACUGGUCAGCACCGGAGAAGAUGACAAGACGGGUGCUCGGUGUCCGGGUCGGUCGGACUGCCAAGUUCCGUUGUCCUUCAGCGGGGAAUCCUACUCCCACUCUGCACUGGUUCAAGAACGGGGAAGAGCUGCAGGAGCAGCAGAGACCUGCAGGCCUGAAGGACCAGGAGCAGGUGUGGACCCUAACCAUAGAGGCCGCGGUACCGUCUGACAGAGGGAACUACUCCUGCGUGGUGGAGAACCAACACGGGAGCCUGCGACACGACUUCCGGCUGGAUGUCUUCGAAGGUUCUGCUCUGAGGCCCAUCCUGCGAACUGGGCCGCACCCCAACCGGACAGUGCUGGUGGGCAGUGACGUGGAGCUGGAGUGUUGGGUCUUCAGCGAUCCCCCACAUCACGUGAAGUGGGUCCGACACGUCAGUGUCAACGGCAGCCAGAUUGGUCCAGACGGAGUCCCGCAUGUUCUGGUUUCGAAGGCUGCAGACCUGGACCAGGACGUGGUGGUCCUCAUUCUGAAGAACGUGUCGGUGCAGGACUCGGGGGAGUACACCUGUCAGGCUGAGAACUCUGUCGGGGUGUCGCAGCAGUCAUUGUGGCUCACAGUGGUGUCAGGCCUGUCUACGUCGCCCCUGCUGCCCCAUAACUAUCUGGAGGUCUCCCUCUACUGUCUGGGCUUUUUCAUCGUCGUCAUCCUCACCAUUAUGGUGGCAGCCUGUAGGCUGUGCUAUGCCCCUCAGAAGACGGACUUCAGCAGCUCACUGGUGAUCCAGAAGCUAUCCAAGCCUGUCCCGCUGAAGAAACAGAACUCCGCUUCCUCACUGCAGUCUGCAGCCUGUCUCGUCCCGAAGUCUCGUCUCUCCAGCGCCACCUCUGGGUGUGACCAGCCUUACGACCCACUCUGGGAGGUGCCACGUGACCAAUUGUCUCUGGGUCGUCCUCUGGGUGAGGGAUGUUUCGGUCGAGUGGUUCUGGGUCAGGUGGCGGGUCUGGACCAGAACAGCUCCAGGAUCAGUCAAGUCGCUGUGAAGAUGCUGAAAGGUGACGUGCUGUUGAACACCUGGUGUGUUGACAGUAUGGGUCUUGACUGUGAUGUCACUUCCUGUUUGCAGGGAGGCUCAGACAGCGACCAGCUGGACCUGAUUGCAGAGAUGGAAAUGAUGAAGACAAUCGGUCGGCACCAGAACAUCAUCAACCUGGUGGGGGCAUGCACGCAUGAUGGUCCACUCUACGUGCUGGUGGAGUUUGCGUCGCAGGGGAACCUGCGAGACUACCUGCGGGCUCGGAGGCCGGCGGGUCUGGAGUACUGGGGCGGCACAGGCCGACCGAACCCAGCCUCUCUGGAGCUGCGGGACCUGAUAUCAGCAGCGUUCCAGGUGUCUCGGGGGAUGUGCUACCUGGCAUCUAAGAAGUGCAUCCACAGAGACCUGGCCGCCCGGAACGUCCUGGUCGCCGAUGACUUCGUCAUGAAGAUUGCAGACUUUGGACUUGCCCGAGACGUGCACCACAUCGACUACUACAAGAAGACCACCAAUGGUCGUCUUCCCGUCAAAUGGAUGGCACCUGAGGCCCUGUUCGAUCGGGUCUACACACCCAAGAGUGACGUGUGGUCCUUUGGAGUUCUGCUGUGGGAGGUCUUCACUCUGGGAGGUUCACCAUACCCGGGGAUCCCGGUAGAAGAGCUCUUCAAGCUGCUGAAGGAGGGUCACCGCAUGGAGAGACCGACUGGCUGCCCAACCGAGCUGUACCAGCUGAUGAGGAGCUGCUGGACCGCCGCCCCAGCUGGCCGGCCCACCUUCCAGAGCCUGGUUGAAGAACUGGACCGAGCUCUGUUGAUGGCCAGCAACCAGGAGUACCUGGACCUGGCUGUGUCUCCGGUACAGAACUCCACAGUGCAGUACACACUGAUCCAGAACCCAGUGGUCCAGUACUCCAGUGUCCGGCCCACCGGUGUCCAAUACUGCCCCGUCUCCGCCUGCUAUGCUUCGUAGAUGCAUUUCCUGUUUCCUUGAUCACUUCCUGUCGGUGGUUGCUGCUCCACCAGCACUGACAGGAGUCCCAGCUGGACUGAGACUCAACAGAACCAGAGCCUGGUCUGGCAUCCUGUAAAUACUGUAAAUAGUAGUGGAGUGAGGAAGAGAAGCAAUGAUGAAGAUUCUUUUGUUAAAGAGAGAUAAAAUAUGGUUCACAUUUUGUCACACAGACGCGCUGUCUAUCACCAGUGGGAGGCGACACAGUCAGCGUCAAUGAAGGUCGUGAGCCAGGGUUGGUAGAUGAACUUUUAUUCCUCAGAUUACAAACCAGAAAACAUUGUCACAUGAUCUCAGACCAAGAAGAGUCCUUAAACGCACCACGACCCGCGCGGUGUCGGCGUCAGACUCUGCACUUUAAUAAGUUAAUCUGUUUCCUCAAAUAAAUAUGGCCGACACUAGC